Messenger RNA from Prunus avium (sweet cherry), 1145 nucleotides. It is a transcript of the gene HCF164, whose product is annotated as Thioredoxin superfamily protein. Gene Ontology annotation, cellular component: chloroplast thylakoid membrane. The record is from RefSeq and is a predicted model, not a curated record. Gene Ontology annotation, biological process: cytochrome b6f complex assembly. NCBI's taxonomy places the organism in Eukaryota, Viridiplantae, Streptophyta, Magnoliopsida, Rosales, Rosaceae. Gene Ontology annotation, molecular function: oxidoreductase activity, acting on a sulfur group of donors, disulfide as acceptor.
UGAAAAGUCUCUAGUCUCGCUCCCUCGCUCAUCCAUAAAAGAAGCCAAUGUACGGCAUAGUGAUUAAUUAAUUUAACCCAAAGUGUCACCAGUUAUCUGCAAUGGCUCGCGUGGCUUCAAACCCAGUUGGUCUCCAUAGAUUCCGGCCAUGUUUCCAGGUUGCUCAGCUUCCCCAACAUGCUAGAACCUCUCUUCACUUCCGAAACGAGCACCGCAGAUUUCCGACCGUUUCUUGCCAACAAACCCCAGAUCCAACCGAGACCUCCACAACGGAGAAAUCGAUUGUUGAGCCAGGCUCAGGCAAUGAUAGCAGUAGCCAAGCUACGAGUUCCUCAGGAGACUCUGGCCCUCCACAGUUUCCGAACAAAAAUACCAACAAGCAAGUAGCAUUGGUUUCUACUCUUGCAGCUCUAGCACUUUUCUUAUCAGGACGACUAGAUUUUGGUGUUUCUUUGAAGGACUUAUCUGUUGCUGCCUUACCUUAUGAAGAGGCUCUGUCAAAUGGGAAGCCUACUGUUGUUGAGUUCUAUGCCGAUUGGUGUGAAGUAUGCAAGGAAUUAGCUCCAGAUGUCUAUAAAGUUGAGCAGCAGUAUAAGGGUCGUGUAAAUUUUGUUAUGCUGAAUGUUGACAGCACAAAGUGGGAACAGGAGCUUGAUGAGUUUGGUGUUGAGGGUAUUCCACACUUCGCAUUCCUAGAUAAAAAGGGCAAUGAAGAGGGUAACGUAGUAGGUAGGCUUCCAAAGAAGUACCUGCUUGAGAAUGUGGAUGCCCUCGCCCGUGGAGAAGCCUCCAUACCUCACGCUCGUGUAGUGGGGCAGUUUUCAAGUGCUGAAGCCAGAAAGGUUCACCAAGUUGCUGAUCCAAGAAGUCAUGGAUAGUUGCUAACUUCUUUUGGAGAAGAACCCACCUGGUUCUUAAGGGAUUUACAUACAAAGAUUAAUAUCGCAAAUGAUAGCGAUUGCCGAUCCUGAACAGAUGCCUCCAGUGCAUUAUUGGCUAACUCCUGCAAGCUCAUAGCUUUCUCUACAGGUUAAAUUUGUACUGCAAUUGUAAAGUCCUAUCAAGGAAGAGAGUCCCUGUAUCGUAACUUUGAUACUUUGCUUAGAAAUCAUUAAUAAUAUACACCUUCCUGGAAUGAAUUCUGA